Messenger RNA from Branchiostoma floridae (Florida lancelet), 2558 nucleotides. RefSeq lists its product as uncharacterized. The record is from RefSeq and is a predicted model, not a curated record. The coding region runs from base 166 to 2094 and encodes 642 amino acids. The transcript has 11 exons. NCBI's taxonomy places the organism in Eukaryota, Metazoa, Chordata, Leptocardii, Amphioxiformes, Branchiostomatidae.
GAGGAAGUUUGACAUGUCGGACUGAUCAUGAGAAAAACCACACGCUAACUGGGAAAACAGGUUUUGUGAGGUUAGGUAGACAACUUUGCGAUAGGUACUACAGAUCCAGCUGUCUUGCCGAGUAGGUUUGUCCACUAACACUGAAUUUCCAAGGUUUCAGGCACAAUGGCGAACUUUCCAAAGCUAAUAUCUCUGUUUUUCUGGGUUUACGCAUUUAACUUCGUCACUUCUCAAAUGGACAGUCACGUAGACCCUUCCGCAUGGCCCUUCGACAACCCAAACACGUUCGGAACGGCUCAGGAAAGGGAAGAGGGGACUAAAGAGAGUCUGCUUCAGAAGGCCAAGUGGACUUACUCCACUACAAGGGACAGAAAAGUUGCCGUAUUUGACGACAUCUUGUCGUUCAAAACGACAGUGGCAAUAUCCAACUACGUACACACCGUGGGGGCAUGGAGGUUUCAAAAUUUUGACCCACAUGAAGGUAACUACACGGGCCAGAAGGGCAACAACAUGCAGUGGGAGGCGACCUUUGACCCAGAGGUGUUUAGUUCCUCCAGGACUGGACAGAGCCUGACCCAGCUGGUGACUGAGAUGAGUGGAGGCACACAGGGCUACAAACUGUACUCUGUCACAGCUAAUGUUGUCAGGAGGCUGGAUCUGAUCAGGAUGUACCACAAUGCAGAAGAGUCUGAGAAGGAGUUCUCAGCAAGUAUCUACCUGAAUGAAGUGUGGAGGAAGAACGACUAUGGAGAGCUGUACUUCUAUGAUGAUGAUGAAGAGAUUUUUGCUGCUGUAAAACCGAGGUUUGGGAGAACAGUGGUCUGGGACAGCUCUAUUGAUUACCUGUCCAGACCUCCUAGUAUCAACUUCAAACAGGGACAAAUCAUUCUCAACAUGGCAUUCACCACAAACUCCACCAAGGCUGAGAACUACAAGAAGAUGUAUGACUCUGUGGUGGCGGAGAGAGAGGCUGCCAGGAAGGCACCGUUUGUGACAACAGAAAAGCCAGGCAUACCAAACAUGGACGUACAGAAACACAUCAUUCAGGAGUUCUAUGACUCCAAUGAUAUGAAGGGUGUUGUGCUGGAUAAUCUGUUUGAUGAAGAAGACCUCAGUGCCUUGCGAACAUUCACCAUUAAGUAUGGUCAGUACUUCUUUGAUGACAGCAUAGAUCUUGAUAGCGACAAUGUGCAGUGGAUAGCAGGCUUUCCUGUGGAGUCAUACGUGAAGAGUAAGAUGUGGAAUAUCACCAGUCAGGUGGUGGAACAUGUGUCAGGAAAGAAAGGCUGGUACCCAUAUGAUGUAUCCUGUAACCUGAUCCGUAAUGCUGACCAUACCCGGAUCCACGAGGACUGCAGUCCACAUGAAGAGGAGUGGACCUUCCUCCUGUACCUCAACCCCAACUGGACCCACAACUACCAUGGAGAGACGGCCUUUUUUGAGCAUAAUGAUGAUGAUACAGAAUACAUAGCAGAGGUGCUACCGAAGUUCGGCCGGGCUGUGAUAUUUCGCGGGAUAAUUCCUCACUCUGCCAGACCCCCAAGUGUGUUCUUCUCUGGUGCAAGGUACACGUUUGCUGUGAAGAUGUCUGUGAACCAGGCUACAGCCAUCAGGAAAACCUUCCAUGAGGAGGGCCGACACGUCUUGGGCAUGAGGCAGAGAUCACUCCAAAUGCUGGAGAAGUUGAAGCUUGACGACUUUGAACAGAAGUACAAGAACAUGAUCAUCAUGAUGUACCGAGAACAGAGAAUGGUUGAGAACGCUUUGGAGAAGAAACAACUUGGAUCCUUAAGCAUUGAUGACGGUGAGGAAGGUGAUGAGGAGGAGGAACUUGGUGAGGAGGAGGAACAUGGUGAGGAGGAGGAACAGGAUGAAGUGGAACAGAUGUUUGGAGGAGAAGAGAUGGAACUUGAGACAUUUGAUGAUGACGACUCAGAGGAAAACCCAGAGGAAGAACAGGACCGCAUGCUGAAUAAGCUGUUCCGCGCAGCAGGUGACAAUCCACAGAAGCUUCAGGCUGAACUGGACAAGUUCAUGGAAGACUUCGACAAAUUGAAAGGACAAGUCAGACAAGAGCUGCAGAAGUGGUUUUAACAAGAUUAACUAAAGCUUUUGACUUGAAGACCAUACAUUCCAUUCUUAAGGGUCUCUAGGGGGACAUGAAAGGAUUUAGGUCCAUUGGCAAUUGAAAAACUUUCUACAGCAAUAAAUCAUACUCCCCACCCUAUCUUUUUGUAAAUCUUUCAGGAAGAAAAAUGUUUGAUAAAACUAAAAUAGCAAGCUUUAGAAUGGAAAAAUUAUAAUUGGAAUGUUCGAACUAUGAAAAGUAUUUUUAAACAUAAUGGAUCACAUAGGGGACAAUAUGUUACUCAUUGGCCAUACAUUGUCACCAAAAAGAGAGAAAUAUAUUUUUGAACAUUAAGUAGAAUCUAGGUUGGAUUCAAUUGUGGGUUACUUUCAUAGUUUUCAAAUCAUGAAGGAACAGAUUUUUUUCUCAUUUGAGAUGAGAAGUAACCAUUCAUUAUUGAGCAUACAGGUAGCUUUCAUCAACAGGAAAA